CAGCGGCCGUUAAGUGACCGUUACGGUGACCGUUACAGCGGCCGUCGGUCGCGCGCGCGGCGCCUCGCCUCUCACCUUGGCCGCGCUCCGCCCCCGCGCCGCCGCGCUCGGCCGGCAGGUGGCGCCAGCCCUGUGCUGCCGGCAGGAGCCCGCCCGGCGAGCGCACACGGCCGGAGCCGCUGGCGGCGGCUGCUCGGGGCUCGCAGCUCCGCGACCCCCCAGCUGCGCGACCCGGUACAGAGCGGCGGCAGCCGCGCAGAGGAGAGGAGGAGGAGAAAGAGAGGGAAGAGAACGAGGAGGCAGCGCUCACGGUGCUCGCAGCCCCGGCCGGCGGCACUGCCCGGAGCCCCAGGUGUUUUAUUCCUCCCUCCACCCCACCUCGCCCCUUCAGGGUGGGUCUCAGCGGACCUGGCUGCGGAGCUGCAGAUGUCGGGGAUGCUGGUGAUCGCUGCCUGGUGCUUCCUGCAAGUGGAGAGCCGGCAUCCUGAAAUCAUCACAAGUAACAGCAAUCAUGGCAAUUUCCUGGACAAUGACAAAUGGCUGAGCACCGUUUCGCAGUAUGAUAGAGACAAGUACUGGAACAAAUUCCGGGAUGAUGAUUAUUUCAGAAACUGGAAUCCAAACAAGCCUUUUGAUCAAGCCCUUGAUCCAUCCAAAGAUCCAUGUUUGAAGGUGAAGUGCAGCCCACAUAAAGUGUGUGUCACUCAUGACUAUGAAACUGCUAUUUGUGUAAGUCGCAAGCAGCUGGUACACAGCCUUCGACAAAAGAAAGGAGCCUUGGCCCAGAAGCACUGGGCUGGACCAGCGAACAUAGUGAAAUGCAAACCCUGCCCCAUGGCACAUGGCAGCGCUGUCUGUGGGUCUGAUGGACACACAUAUACCUCCAAGUGCAAGUUGGAGUUUCAUGCAUGUACUUCUGGCAAAACCAUCACAGCUCGAUGUGAAGGGCCCUGCCCCUGCCUUCCAGGAGCUGAAAGUUCAAAACACAAGAUGGAGAAGACUGCUUGCACAGACAAAGAAUUGAGGAAUCUCGCUUCACGACUAAAAGACUGGUUCGGUGCUCUUCAUGAGGAUGCAAAUCGUGUCAUCAAACCAACAAGCUCGGAGACGGCACAAGGCAGAUUUGACACCAGCAUACUACCAAUCUGUAAGGAUUCCUUAGGCUGGAUGUUCAACAAACUUGAUAUGAACUAUGACCUGCUGCUGGAUCCCUCGGAGAUCAGCGCCAUUUAUCUGGAUAAGUACGAGCCGUGCGUCAAGCCUCUCUUCAACUCUUGUGACUCCUUCAAAGACGGAAAGCUUUCCAACAAUGAGUGGUGCUACUGCUUCCAGAAGCCAGGCGGUCUUCCUUGCCAGAAUGAAAUGAAUAGAAUUCAAAAGCUAAGUAGAGGGAAGAGUCUGUUGGGUGCUUUCAUCCCACGGUGCAAUGAAGAAGGUUAUUACAAAGCCACGCAGUGCCAUGGCAGCACAGGGCAGUGCUGGUGUGUUGAUAAGUAUGGGAAUGAGAUAGCCGGCUCAAGAAAGCAAGGGACAGUGACUUGUGAAGAAGAGCAAGAAACCUCAGGGGAUUUUGGCAGUGGUGGAUCUGUUGUAUUGUUGGAUGAUUUGGAAGAGGAACCUGAAGCAGCAAAAAAAGACAAAGAAGGGAAACUGAAGAUUCAUGUAAGAGCAGCUAAUGAAGAUGAUGAAGAUGAAGAUGAUGAUAAGGAUGAUGAAAUUGGUUAUAUAUGGUAGUGCCCAUCAUAAUGAGGACUCGCAUUUUGCACAAUAUUGCAAGUCACAUCAUAACUCUGCAAUUGUAUCUGAAAGUUACUGGCACAAAUAUUCCCUCUCUACUGAGUUUAAUUUUGUAUAGUCUAUUUAAUUUCAAAGUCUUUUUUUUUUUCCCCUCCCAGCAAAGACUGUUCGGAAUACAGCUUUUGUUCAGUUGGUUUGGAGAUUUUUGUUCUAUCCACAGGAGCAAUGAGUUUUGUUUCAGAAACAUUUCAUGUCUUAAUCCUCACUUGCACAGUUUAUGAAAUACAUCCUGUGAAAGAAGAAACACAGCUCAACAAACCAGUACAAGGCUUGGAAGCCUUUCUCACAUUAGAGAAUUUGUGUCAUAAAUUGUUACCUGGAUCAUAUCAGAAACAGUUAUUUUUUCCUUCAUGAAGAAGGAAAAGUAGGUGCCUCAUUUUCUAGUCCACAUUUUUUAUGUUCUAUUAAGGAGGUAGGUCUUAUUGGAUAGUGACUCCUGGCUGCCAAGCACCAGGGGUUUAAUCCAGGAAGAAACCCACUGGUAGCGUUUUAAUUUCCUUACAUUCUCUGAGAAUGAGUCCAAUAGGCUUAGCCAAGCCCACACUGAAGGCAAAGCUCCCACCAGAGUGUAGAUCGGCUCUCUGACACUCUUUAUUUCACAGUAUCACAGUAUGUUUGGGAUUGGAAGGGACCUCAAAAGAUCAUCCAGUCCAAUCCCCCUGCUGGAGCAGGAACGCCCAGGUGAGGUCGCACAGGAACAUGUCCAGGCGGGUUUUGAAUGUCUCCAGAGAAGGAGACUCCACAACCUCCCUGGGCAGCCUGUUCCAGUGUCUGUCACCCUCACUGAGAAGAAGUUUUUUCUCAAAUUUAAGCGGAACAUGGCCUUGACCUUAAGAGAUGAUGAUGGUUAAGGAACAUGGCCUUGACCUUAAGAGAUGAUGAGAACCUGCACAGCUAUCAUGGACCAAGCCCUACAGGCAGGGAACUGAGUCCAUCUGCCUUUCAAACUGUUUAAGGGCAGAGUGUUUUGUGACUUUGUAGCAUCAGAACCACAUCCAUAGCUGCUCCUCAGCUCCUGUCUGAACUCAUUUGCAGUAAGAGCUGCACUAACGUUGCAUGGGCGGCCUCUGCUUCCUGCUCACUCACUAUGGAUCUGCCUGCUUUUCAUUUACUCUUAGCCAUCUUUCAUUCCAAAGUUGUAAAGCUGUCAAAGACACUAACCGUCAAAAGUAGAAAGCUGUUGUUCCUUUAAUUUAAACAGCUAAUACUUACUUGGCCUGUUUAAAAAAGCAACUUUAGGUUGUCAUGUUUCAAAAGCGUAACUCCUUUGCUCAGUGUGACAAGCUGCACACUUGUAAUACUCACACAUAAAAGAGAAUAGUACUAAAAUACAAUCUGUGAUUCCCUCAGCAUCUCCCACAUAUUCGUAGCUCUUCACUUGUAUCACAGCAUAUUGUCAUAAAAUUAUUUGCUGUGUCCUUUACCAUUGCAGUUCUCUGAUGCAGGAAUGUACUGUGGGUGACCUUUUAUUAUUUUACUGUUUUCAGAAAAAGAGGUACCUUAACCCCACUCUUGCAUUAGGAGGCAGAUAUGAGUUUUGAGGUUUUGUUGAUCUUUUUUUGCCUGUGAGUUACUUUGCAGAAUGAAAAAUUUGCAUAUUACCCAGAAAACUAAUGAGACCCUUUCUUUUUCUUCCUCUGAGUUAGUGCUGAGUAUAGAGGUAGAGACAGUAUGGAGUCAAAACACAGCUGGUUACAUAUUCGCUUGAAAGCAGGAAAAUACCAUGCUGGUUGGCAGAAGUCAAUGUUUUAGGCGUGCUGGCCCAAGGGCUGUGGUCCUCAGCCCUCGCCAAAGCCAGUGGCCACUGCAGCCCCUCUGUGAAGGGCCUUUGCUUUCAGACACCAUGCAUUGCAGGUGCUCAGUUGCUUUCUCCUCUUGCAUUUCCUAUCCAUCUAGAUCAAUGACCUGAGAACAAAGAACAAGCCUGUGUAAUUGUUAUUAAUGCAGAAAGAUGUCCAAAAUCAUGAGGAAUCCAUUGUGUGUAGUUUUGUGUCCCAGCAUCCUCCCAAAAAUCUGCUAUCAUAGUUAUGUGCAAAAGGCCUGCAGUCCGCCCUGUCUCAAAUCCCUUUGGUUUUCCUAUAAUUUUUGAAAAUUUAUUUAAAAAUCACUGUCCAUGAGCUUGCCUUUCGUAGAAAAUCAAAACUGACUUGAAAGAGGAACAGAUAAAAAUCAGCACUUCUGUUUCCCUUAAUAGUAUGAUUUUUUUUGUGAGGAGCAACUGAACACCAUCAGUAGCUUGCUUCUCAAACAUCAUGGCUGGUUUCCUUCUGGUAUUUUAUUGAUUAAACCCACAUUCUCUGAUUCUAGCUCUGCUGUCCUGUACAGGACUUGCUUAAAGCACCAAGUUGCCAUUUCCCUCUGACAGAAAACUGAGCUCCACAACAAGUAGAGUUAUGCUUAUCCUCUUGGACUUACUCUCCUCACACAACUAGAUUUUCUUUUCCUGCAAUCCUUUUUCCCUUUGCAAUGGCUUAUCCUGGAACUGCGCAUUGAUUCAAAGUACAUCCCACCCAGCGCCUCACCAGGGUGAAGCCCUUGCAGGCAGCUCCAGGGUCCAAGGUUACAGCCCUUCUGUGUCACAUGCAAACAUGUAAGAUGGUUAAACAAAAGCUGUUAAAUAAGCCUUGAAAAGUGAAUGUGGACAUCCUUCACCUCACACGAGCAGAUGUACCACAACCAUCCAUUCCUCAGUACCACUAAGCCUCUCUUCACUGUAAUAUCUCACAUGCAACUAUUUCAAAUCAGAGCUGGCAGGUUCUAUAUCUUAAACUAUAAAACAAUUACCAUCUUCCCAGACCUACCAACUUGAGUAUGCUGUGGGUACCAGUCAGACUGGUCUGUGUCCAGCACAGCCAGGCAGGGGGGCAGAUGUCUUGCCUGGUUUGGUAGCACAUUUCCCUUAGCCCAGAAACAAACAUGCACACAAACACACACAGACACACACGAAAAAAAUGCCAUUUUUCUUGACUAGUUUGGUUGGGUAUGACUACAAGAUCAUUUGAAGAGUAAGAAAGAAGUGUCACAUCGCAAGGUGUCACAACCUGGUCAGGAGCAGGACAGAUGGGCCGUUGUGCUUGGAAGGGCAGCAUGGGUUGCUUUAAGAGCACAUUUCCAAACUGUACGAAACUCUUUAGCAAAACCCUUUUGUGAUCCACUGGCAUUCUCCGGUGCCUGGUGGAAUAUGCAGCCUAUAUAUACACGUGUGUGUCUGUAUGUAUACAUUUAUACACAUAUACGUACCUGUGUGUCUGUCCAAUUUGGCAAGAUGCAGGAAGAAAAUGUUUUACUUUUUUAAAAGAAACUAGCAAUUCUACCAAGACCCCAUGCUCUUCCAGAUCAAGCCCCUUCCAUUCUUCAUGCAUGUAAAAGGAUUUAAUUUGCUUCUAGCUUAAUUUAAUUCCUUUUCUUUCCUUUUUUUUAAUCAAGCAGGACUUUGCAUCUGCAUCAAGUCAUUUUCUCAUUACGAAAAAUGGAAUCAGAGUUGUCACAUUUUUUUUUAGAGACACAAACCAAUUUUUAAUCUCAUUUUCUUUUCAUAUUAGAGACUAUGAAAUACUGUUAGGCGUUGCUUUAUGUUUCAAGGUGUCCUUUUAACUACUGUGGUUAAAUCAAAAUCUCCUUGAGUUCAAAUUUCAGCACAGUUGGGUUUUUUGGGUCAUUACUGGCCUUUGCUGUGAACACAAGGAAUCUUCUUUUUCUUUGCCUUUUUUUAAGCUAUUCUGUACUGUUAUUUUAAACCAUUUGAAGUGUUUAUUUAAUAUUUAUUCUACAGUUUAUAUUGAAAAUGUAAAGUUUAUAUUUAAAACAACACUGUUUGUUAGUGAAUGCUUCUCUUUGCCUCUGCAGCCUAGUCUGUUAGUCUCAGUGUACAUUUCUGGCAUGGGAAUAUUUUGAUAUUAGAAGUUUUGUAGCAUUUUUCCCUUCAAGCAGCAAAUGACAUAGAUCUAAGGUCGCCACUUGAUACAGACCACCAGAUCGCUCAAGCUUUGCUUCUUACAUUUGUUGGCUUUUAUUGCAGUCCCUUCUGUAUGCCAUUCAGGUUCCUUUAAUACAUAGACUGCUCUGUACAGUUACUAUACAUCAAAAGGCCCUUUCUACAGUAGGUGGGUUUUGGUCUUUUUAUACUUUUCUCAAUGCUGUUGAUGUCCGUUACUGUUAAAUGUGUAGAUCUGUAAGGAGCAAUCCAAAUAUUACGUGUUUCAGUUUGAUGUCCCUACUGUAGAUGGAUGUAGACUCUCAUAGUAAGUAGAAUUGCAUAGUAAAUUCCGAAUGCUUUUUCCAUAAGGAGUUAAGUGGAAUGUGAGCAUUUUGCUAUCUUUGGUUAACUGUAAAUGCUUAACUGUAGUCUGAAAUAGUUGCAUUUUUGUCUGUCUCAAUAAAUUUUAAUUUGUCUGUGA
Columba livia (rock pigeon) is the source of this 6194-nucleotide messenger RNA. RefSeq names its product SPARC (osteonectin), cwcv and kazal like domains proteoglycan 1 (gene SPOCK1). Gene Ontology annotation, biological process: anatomical structure development. NCBI's taxonomy places the organism in Eukaryota, Metazoa, Chordata, Aves, Columbiformes, Columbidae. The transcript has 12 exons. The record is from RefSeq and is a predicted model, not a curated record. Gene Ontology annotation, molecular function: collagen binding; extracellular matrix binding; protein binding. The coding region runs from base 427 to 1734 and encodes 435 amino acids.